Exophiala aquamarina CBS 119918 is the source of this 642-nucleotide messenger RNA. RefSeq names its product rab family, other. Gene Ontology annotation, molecular function: GTPase activity; GTP binding. The coding region runs from base 1 to 642 and encodes 213 amino acids. NCBI's taxonomy places the organism in Eukaryota, Fungi, Ascomycota, Eurotiomycetes, Chaetothyriales, Herpotrichiellaceae. The transcript is spliced from 2 exons. The record is from RefSeq and is a predicted model, not a curated record.
AUGACUUCCAGGAAAACAAGGAACCUACUAUUGGCGAUCUCCCUUCCCAGCAGAGUGAUCAAAUUCGAGAUCUGGGACACCGCUGGCCAAGAACGUUUUGCUUCUCUGGCACCCAUGUACUACCGUAACGCCCAGGCCGCCUUGGUAGUGUACGACCUGACAAAGCCCACCUCGCUCACUAAGGCGAAACAUUGGGUAGCCGAACUCCAACGGCAGGCCUCACCGGGAAUUGUCAUCGCCCUGGUAGGUAACAAACUCGAUCUGUGUGCAGAGGCUUCCGAAGGUGCCGAUUCUUCGGAUGGUGCCGUCUCAGAGACUGAAGAUGGAGGAGAAGCCGAAGCCGGUGAAGCCGAACCCACAGAUGAUGGAGACGCUCGGAAGAUUUCCACCCGCGAAGCCAAGUCAUAUGCCGAAGAGGAGAGCCUCUUGUUCUUCGAGACCAGUGCAAAGACCGGUACGAACGUCGCAGAUGUGUUCAGCGCAAUCGCGAAUGCAAUUCCCGAGACCAGCCUCAAGGGUGCACGAGGUGCGAGCGGAGGAGGUACCCAGGCUGCCCUGUCUGGCGCAGCCAAUCGAGCAGAGGAGGCCCGAGUCAACCUGGGAGAACGAACGAAACAAAAGUCUGACAAUUGUGCUUGUUAG